AUGUAAACACACAAAUUCUAAAAUCAAUAAUUAACAUUGUUGGACUUAGUAUUAAAGAAUGAGGAAGAUCAAUAUAGAGGAAAAUCAUAAUCAAAUUCCAGUAGGUUCGAAAGAGAAGAUAUCCAUCAUUCUUAAUAUAAUUAGUUAGGGAUCUCCUUAUAUUAUGAUGCCAAUAUUACCGGUAAUGAAUAAUUUGUUAGCAAUCAACUAUUUCGUUCCAUUCUCAAAAACAUUGAAGAUAAACUCUUAGAACUUGAAACCAGAAUCGAUAAUAAAGAUAACCUGACUAAAUUUACAUUUCAAAUUGAUCAACUCAAACAUCAAUAAUAUCGCAAUCCAUUUCUCAAAGAUGAAAUUUUAUUGCAAGAAUACAAACGCCAAGAUAGUUAAAUCUCUGAAAUGAUAGAUGAUCAGUCUGUUCGAGAUACAGGAGUUAAAUUUCACAAGCCAAGCAGAUCAAGAUCAACCUGCACUAAUAAUUAUGAUGAAUAACUUUCAUCUACCAACAAUAAUGCUUCAAAUUUGAGAUAAAGAAAAAACAAGGUAACUGAAGAAACUACUUUCUCCAAAUUAAACUUGUUUGAAAAGAAACUCUCACAAUUUCAAGAUUAAUUCCAAAAGCUUCUCCAGAAAGAAGAAAUCUCAUUUAAAAAACUAGAAUAACAAGUCUAAGUUGCAUUAAAGGAAGCAGAAACAAGAUUGAUCCAAAAUACUAAACAAAUGGAUAAAUAUUCUGAAAGCUUGAAUAAUUAUAGUGAAUACUAUAAGGAGUUUGUGGCUAAAUUUUAAUAACUUAAUGCUUAAAUAAACAAUCAUCAAUAAGAAAUUAAUAGACUGUCCGAUGAUUCAAAAAUUCCCUUCAUCUAAUUAGAAUCAACAAUUGCUGCAAUGAAUAAACUUCAAAAUAUUCAUAAUGAUUAGAUAUUAUCGAUCAAAGAAUCCUAUACCUACUUAGAAGCAGAUGUACUCAUAAUAAUGAAAAAUUACAAAGAUCUUAUACUUGAUAAAUAGAGUAAAAUUCAUAGAUGA
This is a messenger RNA of Paramecium tetraurelia, 1029 nucleotides long. RefSeq lists its product as uncharacterized. The transcript has 2 exons. NCBI's taxonomy places the organism in Eukaryota, Ciliophora, Oligohymenophorea, Peniculida, Parameciidae. The record is from RefSeq and is a predicted model, not a curated record.